AUAUUACUAAUAUUGCUUUGUUGGGAAUUUAUAAGUAAUAGUAUGUGCUAUAUUGUACACAAUGAAUAACAAUAAAUCAAAAAUAUAUACACAAAGAGUGCCGGUGACCGAAAAUUGACUGAACAGUUUAAAAUUUAUUUUUGGUAGAUUGCAAACGGUCAAUUAUUUCAACCAGAAUGUACCAAAUUUUUGUCAAUCAUACUGAUGAGUUGAUAAUGCUAUGAGAUUUCUGAAGAUUGAUUUGAAUUCGUUAAUAUGCCUACUGGAAAUCGCUCAAGUCACUUUUAAAAAUGUUGUUCCUAAGCCCCUCUAUACUUCAUUUGAAUAUUUAAAAUGUAUAAAAUGUUUAAAUGUUGUUAUUUUAAAUUUGAAUAAAAUAUCUUAAAAUUGGCCUAACUGAUCCUAAGUAGACGUUAAGAAUUCAAAUCAGUUUUCAGAAGUCUUUUCGCGUUAUCAGGCCAUCUUUAGAAUUGACAAAAGUACAAACAAAUGAGCAUAUUAUAUUGGUUUCCAUUCACACUCAAUAAUAUGAAACGCAGAUGAGGUGACUUGUAUACGUGAACGUAUGGUUAGGUUAAGUUCAGUUGCUCAACUAUGGGGGUAUACUAUUUACUGUCUGUAUAACUUACUUUACUUUCGGAAUUUACCUUUUUUACCACAAUUAGUCGUAUCACCAUGUCUGCAAAUAGCUUCGUAUCGCUUGAGAUGAAUGUGCAGUCCGAAACGGAAGUAAUACACCAAGUGUUCGCGGAUCUGCUGUCGAACUGUUCGAAACCACUGGCGUAUCGUCGUGGUCCUGCUGGUCCACGCAAGGCAGAUGGCGACGCGCCCCUGGUCGAGAUGCCUUCAGCGACCGCCUUGAUGUUGAUGUUGUUCGAGGAUCUCAGAACAAAGUCUCAGGAGUCCAACAUUCAGCUAUUACGCAGGAGUUAUGGCACCUGCAGCCCUCGACCAAGGUCCAGUGUCGUCUGCUUCGCCAGAGGUUCGACCGCCGCCGGAAACUCGUGAUGCCGCGUCUUCGAGGCUCCGUCGUCGAGCGGUUUCAAUGCCGAACAUGGCUGUGCUGCAGUUCGGCACAGUAGAGUCCACAGGUGGAUCGAUGAAUGUGGUCAAGUUCAUAGAUGGCUCGCCGAAAUUGGCUGUCCACGAGACAAGUUUCAAUGAUCCAAAAACCGGUGACGGUUGCAGCGAUUGGAGCAGCAUACGCUCAGACGAUAGCCAGCGCGGUAAUACCCAAGCGACGCCGCCGUUCGUUUUGGAGCCGUACAAAGAGACGAAAAAGCACCGGACAUACGACGGAGAACCGUAUUAUUCAAUUGCCGAUUUUCAUGAGUGAUGUGAGAUUUCUAGACACUGAAACUGGAAUUUCAAACAUUCCCGCGUUCGAAACGAUAAGACCACCAAGCCUUAUCAAAAAUCAUUAUCACCUCCUAAAUUUUUGUUUUUUAACCACCCAUGACGUCGACAAAAGUGACUUUUAUAAGUCAUUUCAACGACUUUGUCGUCUCCAUCACCGAGUUCCACGUGCCCCCGAAUUUAACGACAGCGAGUUUCCGAUGGCAACUAAUCUAUUGACUAAAAUAUUAUGAUUUAAUCUCAUUAGAGGAACCUGUUUUUUAAUUGAUAAUC
Molecule: messenger RNA, 1629 nt
Organism: Myzus persicae (green peach aphid)
Lineage: Eukaryota; Metazoa; Arthropoda; Insecta; Hemiptera; Aphididae
Exons: 2
Coding region: 932-1336 (134 amino acids)
Source: RefSeq, a predicted model, not a curated record